AUGUUUGCCGUCCGAGAAGCGGCGGCGAUGCUCUGCGGUGGUAUCACGACGUACGCACCGCUUAAGAGGCAUAGCGCGGGUCCCAUGGGCCGUCGGCUUGGCGCGGACGUGACGGCAACCUCGUCCUCGAAACGCAAGGAGGCGCUCUGCAAGGACGUGCUCGGUGCGCACGGCUAUCUCGACAUGUCGGACGCUGCCGACGUCGCAGCGAACUAUCACUGGUUUGAAAUGCUCUUGCUUGUUCGGACGAACGGCAAGCUCGUGCCAGUGGCCGUCCCCGAGACACCGCUGUCGUUCUACGCCUUCUCCAUCAUCAUGCGCCAGAUCAAUGUCGUGGGCUCGGCGAUCGGGUCACCGGACAUGAUCCAGGAGACACUGCAGUUUGUGCAGAAGAACGAGCGCGCUGCAAAAGGUGCACAAGGGUGGUGCGCGCUUCCGCAUCGUCUUGGCAAACGAAACGACUAA
Molecule: messenger RNA, 465 nt
Organism: Saprolegnia diclina VS20
Lineage: Eukaryota; Oomycota; Saprolegniomycetes; Saprolegniales; Saprolegniaceae
Exons: 3
Coding region: 1-465 (154 amino acids)
Molecular function (GO): oxidoreductase activity, acting on the CH-OH group of donors, NAD or NADP as acceptor
Source: RefSeq, a predicted model, not a curated record